Messenger RNA from Lachancea lanzarotensis, 756 nucleotides. It is a transcript of the gene PRP18, whose product is annotated as LALA0S04e00166g1_1. Lineage: Eukaryota; Fungi; Ascomycota; Saccharomycetes; Saccharomycetales; Saccharomycetaceae. The transcript has a single exon. The record is from RefSeq and is a predicted model, not a curated record. Gene Ontology annotation, biological process: generation of catalytic spliceosome for second transesterification step; RNA splicing. Gene Ontology annotation, cellular component: U2-type post-spliceosomal complex; U4/U6 x U5 tri-snRNP complex; U5 snRNP. Bases 1 to 756 code for a protein of 251 amino acids.
AUGGAUUUGAGUAGCCUAUUAAAAGUUGAAAUAGCCAAGAAACAAAAAGAGCUUGAAAAACCGCUUCUUGCAACGCCAGAUUUGCCCGAAACGACCGCGGGACAAGAUACUGCAAAUGCCACUAGUGUAGACAAAGAAGCAGCUGAAGAGCCCGAAAAGGUUGUAGAAUCUACUGAAGAAUUGUCGGAAUUGGUGUUGGAGAGGCUUCAAACGCGUCCGGAACGCGUGAAACACGUCUGUGAACAGGAUAAGCACGCUGACGUUGCAAUUGCAGUCGCGGCAAUUGGCGACACUGAUCCAGCACUAGCCGCGAAUCUGGCAAGGAGGUGCAACUUAUACAUACACCAACUGGUGCAGGAGUGGCAGGAUACAGAUUACAAGCCGGAAUUGUUAGUCGAAACAAAGAAAGCCCUUUACCCAUUGUUGGUGCAGCUUCGCAAGCAAACACUAGCUGCCGAGCUUGUUACAUCAGUGGCAACCAUUCUGUACCAUAUUCAGCAUGCCCAGUUUGCACAAGCCACGCAAUCUUACCUUAAACUCAGUAUAGGAAACGUGGCAUGGCCAAUCGGUGUCACAUCGGUAGGUAUUCAUGCCCGUAGUGCGCAUGAACGUAUUCAGGGCCGCGACAAGAUCGCCAAUGUGAUGCUGGAUGAGACCACUCGACUAUGGAUCACCAGCGUGAAGCGAUUGGUGUCAUUCGCAGCUGUUUCGGCAGCAGACGGACGUCGUAAGAAGUCACAGCUCCAUCAAGAGUGA